This is a messenger RNA of Callithrix jacchus (white-tufted-ear marmoset), 30076 nucleotides long. Lineage: Eukaryota; Metazoa; Chordata; Mammalia; Primates; Cebidae. The record is from RefSeq and is a predicted model, not a curated record.
CUCCAACCGACUAGGAUCCCGCCACAGGAACCGUCCUUCCCGAACAUCAACGACUCUCAGGUGGCGGCCGUGCUGAGGGGUAGGAGGGACCGGGAUGUGCUAGGGGCUCCUGGCCGGACUCCCACCCUCCGUCCAAGGGUCUCAUUCUCUUGCCCAGACUGGAGUGCAAUAGUGCGAUCUUGGCUUACUGUAACCUCUACCUCCCAGGCUCAAGUGAUUCUCCUGCUUCAGCCUUCCAAGUAGCUGGAAUUACAGGCCCCUACCGUCGGGCUACGAAGGUCUGAAGUACCGCCACGAGGGGGCGCAGGACCGAUGACGUCACCUCUGCGCGCGACCCGAGGACGGAAGUUAGUCUUUUCCACUUCCGCUCCGCUUAGCCACUCCGGACGCCAGAGACGGAAGUAAAAGCCAUAUACAGCGGAGAGAGCUGUUCUCCAGCCUUUCUGGAAGGAUGCAGAGCCUUUCCUUAAGACAAACAAGGGACAUGGAUGAAUCUGGAGAACAUCAUCCUCAGCAAACUGACACAAGAACAGAAAAUGAAACACCGCAUAUUCUCACUCAUAGGUGGGUGAUGAAAAAUGAGAACACAUGGACACAGAAAGGGGAGUACUAAACACUGGGGUCUAUUGGGGGGAAAAGGGGAGGGCCAGUGGGAGGGGGAGGUGGGGAGGGAUAGCCUGGGGAGAAAAGCCAAAUGUGGGUGAAGGGGAGAAGAAAAGAAAGCACACUGCCAUGUGUGUACCUAUGCAACUGUCUUGCCUGCUCUGCUCAUGUACCCCAAAACCUAUAAUCCAAUAAAAAAGAAAAAAAAAAAAAAAAGAAAAGAAAAAAAAGAAAAGAUGCUUAGCUGAAUUACAGCAAUAAAACAAGAAUCCAUUCAAAAAGAAAAGAUUUAAUUAUUGGGCAUGUAGCUUCAGUUUACUCAUUUGUAAAAUAGGGAUAAUAAUUGAGCCUACUUUUUUGCAUUCUUGUUAGGAUUAGAUGAACUAACAUGUAAAAUAGUGCCUGUCAUAUAUUAAGCACUCAACAAAUACUAGCUGCUGUUGCUGCUGCUACUACUACCAUCAUUAUCAUCGCCACUACUAUGAUUAAUAAUAUUAUUACAGGAUGAACUAUAGACAUAUUCUUACAUAAAAUAUUUAGUAAUCAUCUGGGCUAUGAGGAGUCUGGAUGUUCUAAAGCAACUGGCACCUAGCUUGCCAGUUUACAUAGGGGCAUUCUUAUUCCAGGGGGAUGAUAUAUGGUGGAGCUCUCUUUUCAGUAUAAAUCACAUUCUGCCAUUACCCUUUUCAGAUUCUUCCUAUUGUAUUUUAGGUAAAGGCCAAACUUUCUGUCAUUGUCAACAGGGAUGCAUCACCUAACCUCUGUCGACUUUUUUAGCUUCACCUCUUUCCCUUUUUUGCUUGGUAUAAAUACUCUUAGAGUCUUUGCACUGGCUGUUUCAUUUAACUGGAAUGCUGUUUUAUCAGCUCCUGGCGUGGUAUGUUUCUUCUUUUUUUAGAAGUCAGCUCAAAUGUCACCUUUUCAGGAUAGACUUAACUGACCAUCCUGUUUGUAAUUAGAUGCACUUUACCCUAUGUUGUUCUCUAUCCAAGAAUUGGUGGAUUUCUUUCAAAGACUGUAUCAAAAUCUGUAAUUAUUCAUGUGUUAGUAAACACAUUUACUUUGUCUCAUUGAUUAGAUUUUUAUAUUCAUGAUUUUGGGAUACUUGCCUCUCAUGUUUAGAAUACAUUAAAGGUAUCUGUUAUAGUGGCUGGUGCAUAGUAGGUUCUCAAAAUAUUUAUUGAAUAAAUGAUUUAAUUUGAUAGGUAGGGUUAAGAUCUUGGGUGGCAGGUUACACUAACUGACCUCUGAUGUCUUAUUUCUACUCUAAGACCUGAAUCUAUGCUAUAACUACUCUAAGUAGUUUGUCCUAGGGAGAAAAACAGUAAAUUCUGGUAACAAUUAGGCACAUUCUUCCACAUGGAUCUCCUUCUUAGUGGAGCUGUGAUAACAUGUGACCAUCUUCCUUGAACACUGACGUGAUUCUUUAUAGGAAUUGAAACUUCUGCCCAAGUCCCUGAUUUUACUCUACCUAAUGUUACACCAAAGAACUUUAAUCAGGCCCAAGAUAAACACAAUGUGUUAAUUAAAAUGAGACCUUAAAAUUUAAGUUUGACAAAUAGGCUUCUGGUUGUCACUAAGCAACAGUGUUAGCACUAAAUUAAAAUAUUUUAUGGUUGUUCAGGCAAGCUGUUUCAUUCAACUUAGCACUCUUAGCACUCUUUCUCCUCCUCUAGAAAAUAUACAUCAUGGAGGCAGAGCAGAAUGGCCAAAUAGAAGGCUCAACUGAUUGCCUCCCCCCACCAUAGGAACACCAAAUUUAACAAUUAUCUAUACAAAAAGCACCUUCAUAAGAACCAAAAGUCAGGUGAACACUCAGUACCUGGUUUUAACUUUGUAUUGCUGAAAGAGACACCGAAUAGGGUAGGAAAGACAGUUUUGAAUUGCUGACACCACUCCUUUCCUAUCCUGUGACUGCAGCUGCAUGACAACAAGAAUUGUAUGCUCUGGAGAGGGAGAGUACAGCAAUUGUGAAACAUUGCUUUGAGUUCAGUGCUGCCCUGUCACCGCAGAAAGCAAAACUGGGCUGAACUCAGCUGACGCUCAUCCAUGGCAGGAAUAUUUACACCAGUUCUAGCUAGAGAGGAAACACUCAUAGCCACUGGAACUUGAGUUUCUGUAAACCUUGGCACCAUGGGCUAAAGUGCUCUGGGGCUCUAAAUAAACUUGAAAGGCAGUCUAGGCCACAAUGACUGCAACUCCUAGGUGAGUCCUAAUGCUGCACUGGGCUCUGAGCCAGUGGUCUUGGGGGGCAUGUGACCUGCUGAGAUGCCAGCCAGGGUGGCUAAGAGGAGUGCUUGUGCCACCCCUCCCCCAAACCCAGGCUGCACAGCUCAUGGCUCCAAAAGAGACCUUUUCCUUCCACUUGAGGAAAGGAGAGGGAAGAGCAAAGAGGGCAUUGUUCUACAUCUUGGAUACCAGCUCAGCUGCAGUAGGAUAUGGCACCAGGCAGAGUUUUGAGGCCCCCAUUCCAGACCCUAGUUUUCAGACAACAUUUCUAGUUAUACUCUGGGUCAAAAGAGAACUUGUGCUUCCUUGAAGGUAAGGACACAUUACUACCAGGACACAUAACCUGCUGACUAAAGAAUGCUUGGGCUCUGAAUACCCUGCAAUGAUACCCAGGUAGCAUGCCACUGAGCCUUGGGUGGGACUCAUGAAUGUGCUGACUUCAGGUGAGAUCCAGCAAGUUCUUAGCUGUGGUGGCUAUGGUGAAAAAGAUUCCUGCUUUAGGAAAGCAGAGGGAAAAGCAAAGGGGACUUUUUUUCAUAUCUUAAAUACUACCUUGGCCACAAAGGGGAAGAGCACCAAGUGGGCUCUUGGGGUCCCUGAUUCCAGGCCUUGGCUCUUGGAUGGCAUUUCUGGACCUGUCCUGGGUAAGACAGGAGCCCAGAACUCUGAAGGGUGAGUCCCAGACCUAGCAGCAUUUACCACAAGCUGACUGAACUGUUCUUGGGUUUUAAGGGAACAGUAGUGGUAGCCUGGCAAUACUCCCCAUAGUACUGUCAUGGUGGUUGCCCUGGGGUGAGGCUCCUCUGCCAGUUUAAAAGAGAGGGAAGAGUGGGAAGAACUAUAUCACAUGGUUUGCUUGCUGGCUGAGUCAUGGCAGAAUAGAAUGCCAGAUAGACUUCUAAGAUUUUUGAUUCCAGUCCCUGACUCCCAGAUGGCACCAUUGAACCCACCUGUGUCGUGGGGAAGCUUGCUGCCCUGAAGGGAAGGACACAAACCUGGCUAGUUUUGCCACCUUCUUACUGUAAAGCCCUAAAGCCUUGAGUGAAAAUAGGUGGUAGCCAGGUAGUGGUUAUAGUGGGUCUUGGGUGAGACCCUGUGGAGUCAUAGUGGUGGUGGCCACAGGCAUGCUUGUGUUUUACGUCUCCCUGCUCCAGGUGGCUCACAACAGAGAAACAGUCUGUUUAGGAGAAAGUAAGAAAAGAGAACAAGAGUCUCUGCAUGGUAAUCCAGAUAAUUCUUCUAGAUUUUAUCCAAGACUAUCAAGGCAGUACCUAUACAAGUUUGUAAGGACCACAGUGUUACUGGCCUUUGAGUGCCCCCGUAAGGCAGAUAUAACUUAGAUCACAAUACACAAGUCCUUUCAAAACCUAGAAAGCCUUUCCAAGAAGGAUGAAUACAAGCAAGCCCAGACUGUGAAGACUACAGUAAAUAUCUAACUCUUCAAUGACCAGGCACAGACAAACAUCCACACACACAAAGACCAUCUAGGAAAACAUGAUCUCAGCAAGUUAACUAAAUAAGGCACGAAAAUUCAACAUCGCUUUGUGACAAACGCCCUCAAACAACUGGGUAUAGAAGGCAUACCUCAACAAAAUAAAAGCCACAUGUGACAGAGUCCAGCUAGUAUCAUACCAAAUGGGGAAAAACUGAAAGCCUUCACUUCAGAUCAACACAACCACUUUUACCACUGUUAUUUAACAUAAUACUGGAAGUUCUAGCUAGAGCAAUCAAAUGAGAGAAGGAGAUAAAGGGCAUCAAAAUUGGAAUGGAAAAAGCCAAAUUAUCCUUGUUUGCAGAUGAUAUAAUCUUAUAUUUGGAAAAGUCUAGGCUCCACUAAAAACUAGUAGAAGUGAUAAAUUCAGUACAGUUGUAGGAUACAAAAUCAACAUUAAAGAAUCAGUAGCAUUUCUAUAUAUCAACCACAAACAAUCUGAAAAGGAAAUUAAGAAAGCAACCCCGGGCUGGGCGCGGUGGCUCAAGCCUGUAAUCCCAGCACUUUGGGAGGCCGAGGCAGGUGGUUCACGAAGUCAAGAGAUUGGGGCCAUCCUGGUGACCAUGGUGAAACUUCGUCUCUACUAAAAAUACAAACAUUAGCUGGGCAUGGUGGCACACGCCUGUAAUCCCAGCUACUUGGGAGGCGGAGUCAGGAGAAUUGCCUGAACCGAGGAGGCGGAGGUUGUGGUGAGCUGAGAUCACGCCAUUGCACUCCAGCCUGGGUAACAAGAGCGAAACUCUGUCUCAAAAAAAAAAAAAAAAAAAAAAAAGAAAAAGAAAAAAGCAACCCCGUUUACAGUAGCUACAAAUAAAAUAAAAUACCUAGAAAUUAACAUAACCAGAAAAGUGAAGGAUCUCUACAAUGAAAACGAUAAAACACUGAUGCAAGAAAUUGAAGAGGACACAUAAAAAUGGGAAAAUAUUUCACAUUCAUGGAUUGGAAGAAUCAAUAUUGUCAAAAUGCUCACACUACCCAAAGCACUCUACAGAUUUAGUGUAAUCACUAUUAAAAUGCCAAUGACAUUCUUCACAGAAAUAGAAAAAAAAAAUCCUAAAAUUUAUAUGCUAUCACAAAAGACUCAGAAGCAAAAAGAACAAAACUGAAGGAAUUGCAUUAUCUCACUUUAAUUUCUACUACAGAGCUGUAGUAACCCAAACAGCAUGAUACUGUCAUAAAAACAGGCAUGUAGAUUAGCAGAACAGAAUAGAGAAAACAGAGAUAAAUUCUCAUAUCUACAGCAAACUCAUUUUGACAAAGGUGCUGAGAGCAUACAUUGGUUAAAGAACAGUGCUUUAAUAAAUGGUGCUGAGAAAACUGGAUAUCCAUUUGCAGAAGGAUGAAACGAGCCCUAUCUCUUGCCAUAUACAAAAAUCAAGUCAAAAUAGAUUAAGUACUAAAAUUUAAGACUUCAACUAUGAAACUAUUAAACUAUGAAACUAGUAAAAGAAAACAUCAGAGAAAAUCUCCAGGACACUAGAUUGGGCAAAGAUUUCUUGAAUGAUGCUUCACAAGCACAGGCAACCAAAGCUAAAAUGGGCAAAUGGGGUUUGUCACAUCAUGUUAAAAAGCUUCUGCACAGCAAAGGAAACAGUCAUCAAAGUGCAGAGACAAUUUAUAGAAUAGGAGAAAAUAUUUGCAAACUACCCAACUGACAAGUGAUUAAUAACCAGAAUAUAUAAGAAGCUAAAACAACUUUAUGAGGGGGAAAAAAGCUAAUAAUCCAAUUUAAAAAUGGGCAAAAGACCUGAAUAGACAUUUCUUAAAUGAAGAAAUACAAAUUGCAAACAGGUACAUGAAAAGGUGUACCACAUCAUUGAUCAUCACAGAAAUUCAAAUCAAAAUUACAAUGAACUGUCAUCUCAUCACAGUUAAAAUAGCUUAUAUCCCAAAGUCAGGCACUAACGAAUGCUUCUAAGGAUGUGAAGCAAAGGGAACUCUCAUACAUUGUUGGUGGGAAUGUAAAUUAGUACAAUCACUAUGGAGAAAAGUUUUGAGGUUCCCCACCAAAACUAAAAAUAGAGCUACCAUAUGAUCCAGCAAUCCCACUUUCAUGUAUAUACCUCAAAGAUAGGAAACGAGGAUUUCAAAGAGAUACCUGCACUCACGUUUAUUACAGCACUAUUCAUAGUAACCAAGAUUUGAAAAACACCUAAGUUCCAUCAGCAGAUGAAUGGAUAAAGAAAAUGUGGUACAUAUACACCAUGGACUACUAUUCAUCCAUAAAAAAGAGUGAGAUCCUGUGAUUUGCAACAAUAUGGAUGGAACUAGAGGUCAUUAUCUUAAGUGAAAUGAACCAGGCACAGAUAGAUGAACUCCACAUAUUCUCACUCAUUUGUGAGCAUUAAAAAUUAAUUGAACUCAUGGAGAUAGAGGGUAGAAGGAUGAUUACCAGAAGCUGGGAAGAGUAUUGCAAAGGGUGGGAGGGGAGGAAGUAGAGAUGGUUAAUGGUUACAAAAAUAUUUAGAAAGAAUAAAUAAGACUUAGUAGUUGUUGGCAAAACAGGGUGACUAUAGUAAAAAAUAACUGCACCUUUAAAAAUAACUAAAUGAUUAUAAUUGGAUUAUAUUCUUUUGUAUAUGUUGGAUUAGAUUGUUUGUAUUACAAAAGUUAAAUACUUGAAAUGAUGGCUACCUUUAUUCUGCCAUGAUUACACAUUGCAUGCCUAUAUCAGAAUAUCUCAUGUAACCCAUAAAUAUAUACACCUACUAUGUACUCAUAAAAAUUAAAACAUAAAUUAUCACUGAAAAAGGUAGAGUUUUAAAAAUGAGUCAUCCUGAUAUUAAACUCAGUCUCUGAGGUGUGGAUAGAAAAGUGUGUUUUUCCAGCAGAGAGAUUUCGUCCUUUUGUUGUACCAGAGUUUUUCACACUAGCUAUGCCAUUCUCAUAAAACUCAGACACUUUAAGUGCAAACUAAGUGUAUAGUGUGGUGCCUGACUCUUAUUCUAGAUAUUAAAUAUCCUUUCAUCACACCAUAUUAUCAAAAUUGAAAAAGCUGGAGGAGCAAGAUUAAAAAAAACUCAAAAGCUAGCAGAAGACAAGAAAUAACUAAGAUCAGAGCAGAACUGAAAGAGAUAGACAAAAAACCCUUCAAAAAUUAAUAAUUUUAGGAGCUGGUUUUUUGAAAGAUCAACAAAAUAGACAAACUGCUAGCCAGAUUAAUAAAAAAGAAAAGAGAGAAGAAUCCAAUAGAUGCAAUAAAAAAACGAUAAAAGGGAUAUCACCACUGAUUUGACAGAAAUACGAAUUACUAUCAGAGUUUACUACAAACAACUCUAUGCACAUAAACCAGUAAACCUGGAAGAAAUGGAUAAAUUCCUGGACACUUGCACUCUCCCAAGACUAAACCAGGAAGAAGUUGAAACCCUGAAUAGGCCAAUAACAAGGGCUGAAGUUGAGGCAUCAAUUAAUAGCCUACCAAUCAAAAAGAAUCCAGGACCAGGUGGGUUCACAGCUGAAUUCUGCCAGACAUACAAACAGGAGCUGGUAGCACUCCUUCUUAAACUAUUCCAAACAAUUCAAAAGAGGAAAUCCUUCCCAAAUCAUUUUAUGAGACCAACAUUAUCCUGAUACCAAAACCCGGCAGAGACUUAACAAAAAACAAAAACUUCAGGCCAAUAUCCAUGAUGAAUAUAGAUGCAACAAUCUUCAAUAAAAUACUGGCAAACCGAUCACAACAGCACAUCAAAAAUCUUAUCUAUCAUGAUCAAGUAGGCUUCAUUCCGGGAAUGCAAGGCUUCAACAUACGCAAGUCUAUAAACGUAAUCCACCACAUAAACAGAACCAAAGACAAAAACCACAUGAUUAUUUUAGUAGAUGCAGAGAAGGCCUUUGACAAAAUUCAACAGCACUUUUUGCUAAAAAUUCUAAAUAAACUAGGCAUCAAUGGGGAACGUAUCUCAAAAUAAUAAAAGCUUUUUAUGAAAAACCCACAGCCAAAAUCAUACUGGAUGGGCAAACACUGGAAGCAUUUUCUUUGAAAUCUGACACUAGACUCUCUCUCUUCACUCCUUUUCAAUACAGUAUUGGAAGUUCUAGCUGGAGUAAUCAGGCAAGGAAAAGAAAUAAAGGGUAUUCAGUUAGGAAAGGAAGAAGUCAAAUUGUCUCUAUUUGCAAAGAACUUGAUUGUACAUAUAGAAGACCCCAUUUUCUCAGCCCAAAAUCUCCUGAAACUGAUAAGCAACUUCAGCAGAGUCUCAGGAUACAAAAUCAAUGUGCAGAAAUCACAAGCAUUUCUAUAAACCAAUAAUAGCCUAACAGAGAGCCAAACCAAGAGAGAACUCCCAUUCACAGUUGCUACAAAGAGAAUAAAAUACCUAGGGAUACAACUAAGAGAGGAUAUGAAGAACCUCUUCAAGGAGAGAUACAAACCACUGCUCAAGGAAAUAAGAGAGGACACAAACAGAUGGAAAAACAUUCCAUGCUCAUGGUUAGGAAGAAACAAUAUCAUAGAUUCAACACUAUCCCCAUCAAGCUACCAAUGACCUUCUUCACAGAACUGGAAAAACCACCUUAAACUUCAUAUGGAAUCAAAAGAGAGCCCGCAUAGCCAAGACAAUCCUAAGCAAAAAGAACAAAGCCCAGAGGCAUCACACUACCUGACUUCAAACUGUACUACAAGUCUACAGUAAUCAAAACAGCAUGGUACUGGUACCAAAACAGAGAUAUAGAUUAAUAGAACAGAAAAGAGGCCUUGGAGGCAAUGCCACACAUCUACAACCAUCUGAUCUUUGACACACCUGACAAAAACAAGCAAUGGGGAAAGGAUUUUCUGUUUAAUAAAUGAUGUUGUGAAAACUGGCUAGCAAUGUGCAGAAAGCAGAAACUGGACCCCUUUCUGAUACCUUAUACAAAAAUUAAUUCCAGAUGGAUUAAAGACUUAAACAUAAGACCUAACACCAUAAAAAUCCUAGAAAAAAACCUACGCAAUAUCAUUCAGGACAUAGGCAUAGGCAAGGACUUAAUGACUGAAACACCAAAAGCAUUGGCAACAAAAGCCAAAAUAGACAAAUGGGACCUAAUUAAACUCCAGAGCUUCUAUACAGCAAAAGAAACAAUCAUUAGAAUGAACCAGCAACCAACAGAAUGGGAAAAAAAUUUUGCAAUCUGACAAAGGCUAAUAAUCAGAAUCUACAAAGAACUUAAAAAAAUUUACAAGAAAAUAAACAACCCGAUCAAAAAGUGGGCAAAGGAUAUGAACAGACACUUCUUAAAAGACGACAUUUAUGUAGCCAGCAAACAUAUGAAAAAAUGCUCAUUAUCACUGGCCAUUAGAGAAAUGAAAAUCAAAACCAUAGGAAGAUACCAUCUCACACCAGUUAGAAUGGUGAUCAUUAAAAAAUCAGGAGAUAGGUCGGAGGGGACUCAAGAUGGCGCUGUGAUAACAACCCAGGAUUGGAGCCCGCGUUGAAUUCGCAAACGGUGAGUCAGUGCUGCAUUUCCAGACUGAUCUUUGUUGCCCACAGAACGGGGAAACUCCCAAGUAUAAAAAGACACGGGACGCCAGGCAGUAGGUCUGCCUGGCGAAGCCGGCAGCCGGGGCGGCGGCGGCCGGCCCUACCCAGCAAUCCCCACAGGGCGCGCUUGUCCGGGUGCCUUGUUGAACCGGCAACCUGAGACUUGAGAGGGCUGAACUUGAGACUGAACGAGACUUGCACAGUGGCCCAGCCCAGGGGAUUGCAGGGACAGAUCGCUUGAGAUACCCAGUGGGACGAACAAAACAGCGAUUUCAAACUAUCCCGGGCAGACGGUCCGAGACGCUCUGUGGGGGAGGGGCGUCCACCACUACGGAGGCAACCUGCCCCAACUGAUAUACACGCCCACUGCUGAGGCAGCCAGCCGUUGCCGAGGCAACCCGCCCCAACUGAGAUACACGCCCACUGCUGACGCAGCCAGCCGUUGCCGAGGCAACCCGUCCCUACUGAGAUACACGCCCACUGCUGACGCAGCCUGCCGUUGCUGAGGCAACACGCUACAACGAAGAGACUCCGCCACAGGGCGUGGCGGAGACCACAGCAGAGCCGGCAGGAACAGCGCGAAUCACACAACAGCAGGGCGGAGCCUCGGCAGCCAAACAGUGGCUAGUCUGCCUUCGAGCUGGGCAGGACACCUGAUCGGACAUCAAAAAAUAAAGCCCAAACCCCUCAACACAGAGCAUUUGAGAAAAAAAAAAGGGUUGUUUAAUGAGCUGUGUUGCAGCAGAAUCAAAUAUAGCAGCCUAACAGCCCUGAAUGAACAACAGAGUGCACAGCUCAGCAAUUAAACCCCUAUAAAGUACAAACUGUCUCCUCAAGCAGCUCCCUGACCCCUCUAUAUCCAAAAGACUGUCAUUAGGCAGGCAUCAUCCUGGGACAAAGAGAGCAGAAAAAGAAACUGGUAGCAUCCCUCGCUGUGCCACGGCUACUAGAGGUGAACCCCAGACAAGCAGGGCCUGGAGCGGACCUCAACAGUCGUACAGCGAAGGGGCUAGACUGGUAGAAGGAAAACCAAGCAACAGAAAUACUUCAUCAUCAACAUUCUGGGUGUCCACUCAGAGACCCAAACGAAAAGUCAGCAACUACGCAGACGACCAGCGGACAAAUCCACAAAGAUGGGAAGAAACCAGCGCAAAAAGGAGGAAAACACCCGAAACCAGAACACAUCGCCUCCUAGAAAGGACCAAAACUCCUCACCAGCAAGGGAACAAAGCUGGACGGAGAAUGACUGUGACGAAAUGACGGAAUUAGACUUCAGAAGAUGGAUAAUGAGAAACUUUUGUGAGCUAAAAGAUCAUGUAUUAAAUCAAUGCAAAGAAACUAAGAACCUUGAAAAAAGAUGUGAAAAAAGAUUCGAGGAAAUGAUAACAAGAAUGGAUACCUUAGAGAGGAAUAUGAAUGAAUUAAAGGAGCUGAAAAACACAAUACGAGAACUUCGCGAAGCAAACGCAAGUUUCAAUAGCCGAAUUGACCAGGCAGAAGAAAGAAUAUCUGAAGUCGAAGACCAACUCAAUGAAAUAAAACGAGAAACCAAGAUCAGAGAAAAAAGCGCAAAAAGGAAUGAACAAAGUCUCCAAGAAAUGUGGGACUAUGUGAAAAGACCUAACCUACGUUUGAUAGGUGUACCAGAAGGGGACGAAGAGAAUGAAUCCCAGCUGGAAAAUACUCUUCAGGACAUCAUCCAGGAAAAUUUCCCCCACCUAGCAAGACAGGCCAACACUCAAUUGCAGGAAAUACAGAGAACACCACAAAGAUAUUCCGCAAGAAGAGCAACCCCAAGGCACAUAAUCGUCAGAUUCAACAGGGUUGAAAUAAAGGAGAGAAUACUAAGGGCAGCCAGAGAGAAAGGUCGGGUCACCCACAAAGGGAAGCCCAUCAGACUCACAGCAGAUCUCUUGGCAGAAACACUACAAGCCAGAAGAGAGUGGGGGCCAAUAUUCAACAUUCUUAAAGAAAAGAACUUUCAACCCAGAAUUUCAUAUCCAGCCAAACUGAGCUUCAGAAGUGAAGGAAGAAUAAAAUCCUUUGUGAACAAGCAAGUACUCAGAGAUUUUGUCACCACCAGGCCUGCUUUACAAGAGCUCCUAAAAGAGGCACUACACAUAGAAAGGAUCAAUCAGUACCAGCCAUUCCAAAAUCACACUGAAUGCUAAAGAGCUUCAACAUAAUGAAGAAUCUACAACAACUAACAGGCAAAACAGCCACUUAGAAUCAAAAUGGCAGUAUCAAAUUCACACAUAACAAUAUUAACCCUAAAUGUAAAUGGACUAAAUGCACCAAUCAAAAGACACAGACUGGCAAAUUGGAUAAAAAGCCAAAACCCAUCAGUGUGCUGUAUCCAGGAAACCCAUCUCACAUGCAAGGAUACACAAAGGCUCAAAAUAAACGGAUGGAGGACGAUUUACCAAGCUAAUGGAAAGCAAAAAAAAGCAGGAGUUGCAAUUCUCAUCUCUGAUAAAAUAGACUUUAAAGCAACAAAGAUCAAAAGAGACAAAGAAGGCCAUUACAUAAUGGUAAAAGGAUCGAUACAACAAGAAGAGCUAACGAUCCUAAACAUAUAUGGACCCAACACAGGAGCACCCAGAUACAUAAGGCAAGUUCUUAAUUACUUACAGAAGGACUUAGACUCCCACACAAUAAUAGUGGGAGACUUUAACACUCCACUGUCAAUACUAGACAGAUCAACCAGACAGAAAAUCAACAAGGAUAUCCAGGGCUUGAACUCAGACCUGGAGCAAGCAAACCUGGUGGACAUUUACAGAACUCUCCACCCCAAAUCCACAGAAUACACAUUCUUCUCAGCACCACAUCACACCUACUCUAAAAGUGACCACAUAAUUGGAAGUAAAGCACUGCUCAACAAAUGCAAAACAACUGAAAUCAUAACAAACAGCCUCUCAGACCAUAGUGCAGUCAAGUUAGAACUCAGAAUUCAGAAAUCGACCCAGAACCGCACAGCUUCAUGGAAACUGAACAACUGGCUCUUGAAUGUUGACUGGGUAAACAACGAAAUGAAGGCAGAAAUAAAGAAGUUCUUCGAAACCAAUGAGAACGAAGACACAACGUGCCAGAACCUCUGGGACACAUUUAAAGCAGUCUCUAGAGGAAAGUAUAUAGCAAUAAGUGCCCAUAUGAGGAGAAUGGAGAGAUCCAAAAUUGAUACCCUAUCGUCAAAAUUGAAAGAGCUAGAGGAGCAAGAUCAAAAAUCUCAAAACCCAGCAGAAGACAAGAAAUUACUAAGAUCAGAGCUGAGCUGAAGGAGAUUGAGACACGAAAAACCCUUCAAAAAAUCAAUAAAUCCAAGAGCUGGUUUUUUGAAAAGAUCAACAAAAUAGACAGACCAGUAGCCAGAUUGAUUAAAAAGAAAAGAGAGAACAACCAAAUAGAUGCAAUAAAAAAUGAUAAAGGGGAAAUCACCACAGAUUCCACAGAAAUUCAAACCAUCAUCAGAGAAUAUUACAAACAACUCUAUGCACAUAAACUAGUAAACCUGGAAGAAAUGGAUAAAUUCCUGGACUCCUGUGUCCUCCCAAGCCUAAACCAGGAGGAAGCUGAAACUAUGAAUAGACCAAUAACAAGGUCUGAAAUUGAGGCAGCAAUUAAGAGCCUACCUCACAAAAAAAGCCCAGGUCCAGAUGGGUUCACAGCCGAAUUCUACCAGACACACACGGAGGAGCUGGUACCAUUCCUUCUAAAACUAUUUCAAACAAUCCAAAAAGAGGGAAUCCUUCCCAAAUCAUUUUAUGAGACCAACAUCAUCCUGAUACCAAAACCCGGCAGAGACCCAACGAGAAAAGAAAACUUCAGGCCAAUAUCCAUGAUGAACAUAGAUGCAAAAAUCUUCAAUAAAAUAUUGGCAAGCCGAUUGCAACAGCAAAUCAAAAAACUUAUUCAUCAUGAUCAAGUAGGAUUCAUCCCAGGGAUGCAAGGCUGGUUCAACAUACGCAAGUCUAUCAACGUAAUUCACCACAUAAACAGAACCAAAAACAAAAACCACAUGAUUAUCUCAAUUGACACAGAGAAGGCAUUUGACAAAAUUCAACAGCCCUUUAUGCUAAAAACCCUCAAUAAACUCGGUAUCGAUGGAACGUAUCUCAAAGUAAUAAAAGCUAUUUAUGACAAACCAACAGCCAAUAUCAUACUGAAUGGGCAAAAACUGGAAGCAUUCCCUUUGAAAUCUGGUACUAGACAAGGAUGCCCUCUCUCACCACUCCUAUUCAAUAUAGUACUGGAAGUUCUAGCCAGAGCAAUCAGGCAAGAAAAAGAAAUAAAGGGUAUUCAAAUAGGAAAGGUGGAAGCCAAAUUGUCUCUAUUUUUAGACGACAUGAUAGUAUACCUAGAAGACCCCAUCGCCUCAGCCCAAAAACUCCUGAAACUGAUAAACAACUUCAGGAAAGUCUCAGGAUAUAAAAUCAAUGUGCAAAAAUCACAAGCAUUCGUCUACACCAAUAACAGACUUAAAGAAAACCAAAUCAAGAGCGAACUGCCAUUCGCAAUUGCUACAAAAAGAAUAAAAUACCUUGGAAUACAACUCACAAGGAACGUAAGGGACCUCUUCAAGGAGAACUACAAACCACUGCUCAACGAAAUCAUAGAGGACACAAACAGAUGGAGAAACAUUCCAUGUUCAUGGUUAGGAAGAAUUAAUAUCGUGAAAAUGGCUAUACUGCCCAAAGUAAUUUACAGAAUCAACGCUAUCCCCAUCAAGCUACCAUUGACUUUCUUCACAGAACUGGAAAAAACCACCAUGAACUUCAUAUGGAACCAAAAGAGAGCCCGCAUAGCCAAGUCAAUUCUAAGCAAAAAGAACACAGCGGGGGGCAUCACACUACCGGAUUUCAAACUAUACUACAAGGCUACAGUAAUCAAAACAGCAUGGUACUGGUACCAAAACAGAGAUAUAGACCAAUGGAACAAAACAGAGGCACCGGAGGCAACACAACAUACAUACAACUAUACAAUCUUUGAUAAACCUGACAAAAACAAGCAAUGGGGCAAGGAUUCCAUGUUUAACAAAUGGUGUUGGGAAAGCUGGCUAGCCAUGUGCAGAAAGCAGAAACUGGACCCCUUCCUGACACCUUACACUAAAAUUAACUCCAGAUGGAUUAAAGACUUAAACAUAAGACCUGGCACCAUAAAAACCCUAGAAGGAAAUCUAGGCAAAACUAUCCAGGACAUAGGAGUAGGCAAGGACUUCAUGAACAAAACACCAAAAGCAUUGGCAACAAAAGCCAAAAUAGACAAAUGGGACCUAAUGAAACUCCACAGCUUCUGCAUGGCAAAAGAAACAGUCACUAGAGUGGAUCGGCAACCAACAGAAUGGGAAAAAAUUUUCGCAGUCUACCCAUCUGACAAAGGGCUGAUAUCCAGAAUUUACAAACAACUCAAGCAGAUUUACAGGAAAAAAACAAACAAGCCCAUUCAAAAGUGGGCAAAGGAUAUGGACAGAUACUUUACGAAAGAAGACAUAUAUGAGGCCAACAAUCAUAUGAAAAAAUGCUCAUCGUCACUGGUCAUCAGAGAGAUGCAAAUCAAAACCACAUUGAGAUACCAUUUCACGCCAGUUAGAAUGGCGAUCAUUAAAAAAUCUGGAGACAACAGAUGCUGGAGAGGAUGUGGAGAAAAAGGAACACUUUUACACUGUUGGUGGGAGUUUAAAUUAGUUCAACCAUUGUGGAAGACAGUGUGGCGAUUCCUCAAGGCCUUAGAAAUAGAAAUUCCAUUUGACCCAGCAGUCCCAUUACUGGGUAUAUAUCCAAAAGACUAUAAAUCGUUCUACUAUAAGGACACAUGUACACGAAUGUUCAUUGCAGCACUGUUUACAAUAGCAAAGACCUGGAAUCAACCCAAAUGCCCAUUGAUAAUAGACUGGAUUGGAAAAAUGUGGCACAUAUACACCAUGGAAUAUUAUUCAGCAAUCAGAAAUGAUGAGUUUGUGUCGUUUGUAGGGACAUGGAUGAAUCUGGAAAACAUCAUCCUCAGCAAACUGACACAAGAACAGAAAAUGAAACACCGCAUAUUCUCACUCAUAGGUGGGUGAUGAAAAAUGAGAACACAUGGACACAGGGAGGGGAGUACUAAACACUGGGGUCUAUUGGGGGGGAAAGGGGAGGGCCAGUGGGAGGGGGAGGUGGGGAGGGAUAGCCUGGGGAGAAAUGCCAAAUGUGGGUGAAGGGGAGAAGAAAAGCAAAGCACACUGCCAUGUGUGUACCUACGCAACUGUCUUGCAUGCUCUGCUCAUGUACCCCAAAACCUAUAAUCCAAUAAAAAAAAAAAUUAAAAAAAAAAAGAAAAAGAAAAAAUUAAAAAAAAAAAUCAGGAGAUAACAGAUGCUGGAGAGGAUAUAUAGAAAUAGGAAUGCUUUUACACUGUGGGAGUGUAAAUUACUUCACUAUUGUAGAAGACAGUGUGGUGAGUUUUCAAGGAUCUAGAACUUGAAAUACCAUUUGACCCAGCCAUUCCACUACUGGGUAUAUACCCAAAGGAUUAUAAAACAUUAUCUUAUAAAGACAUAUUCACACAUAUGUUUAUUGCAGCACUGUUUACAAUAGGCAAGACUUAAAUUCAACCCAAAUGCCCAUCAACGAUAGAGUGCAUAAAGAAAAUGUGGUACAUAUACACCAUCAAAUACUAUGCAGUCAUAAAAAAGGUUGAGUUCAUGUCCUUCGUAGGGACAUGGAUGAAGCUGGAAACCUUCCUUCUCAGCAAACUGACACAAGAACAGAAAAGCAAACACCGCAUGUUUUCACUUAUAAGUAGGUGUUGAACAAUGAGAACACAUGGACACAGGUAGUGGAACAUCACACAAUGGGGCCUGUCAGGGGGUGGGAAGAUUGGAGAGGGUUAACAUUAGGAGAAAUACGUAAUAUUUCUCCUAAUAUUAGGAGGGAUGGAUGCAGCAAACCACUAUGGCCCGUGUAUACCUAUGUAACAAACCUGCACGUUCUGCACAUGUACCCCAGAACUUAAAGUAUGUUUUAAAAAAAGAACCUUUAAAAAAACUUCCCAAAUGACAUUCAUUUCCUCUGUGUAGUUGGUUCCCACAUUUAAGAGAUGAUGUGAUUCUUAAGAAAACUUUAUUAUUCUAUCAGAGAGGGUUGGUGUAGUGAAGCUCGAUAGACAUCCAUGCAUGACCCUCCCAACCGUGUGAAAAUGGAAUGAAGAUCACAAAGCCUUGUCCUUGAAAGAGAAGGGUUAGCAAUGAAGCAACCUUGGUGUAGUUCCAGGAUAACUUGUUGUUGUUUCAAGAUUAUCCUGGAACUACAACAAGGUUGCUGGGUUUGCAGCUACAAAUCAUGAGUUCAGGUCUUGACUAUACUAUUGACCACGUUUGUGAUUUGGGUCAAGUCAUCAAGUUGCCUUAAGCUCAGUACCACUGUUAAAUUUUGUUAUGAUUACUGUUCAAUUUUGUUACAAUUAAUUAUCUGUUAGAUACUUGUGAGGAUUAGAUGAGACCAUGCAUAAAAGGGUGAAAGGGUGAUACAAAUGGAAGUGAUUAUUAUUAUCACAGUUCUUUCUAGCUUUACUUGAUUUUCUACCCUAUGUUCAAUGUUGUUGGAUAUUAUUUGUCAUUCCCUUAUUUUGUUGGUAGUAACAGAAAUAGUCAAUUGAUAAGUGGGCUGUCAAUUACAGCCUUUUAUUGGGACUAUCCCAAACCUGAAUCCUAGCUAUGUAUGUUUACACGACAGGCAUUCAAGAAAUAUGUGCAAAAAUGCUACCAGUACCACAGCAUCUUCUGGUAGACAUAAUCCCUGGCCCACAAAAUCUGGAUAGCUUUUCUUUGAGACUUAAAGAAUAGCCAAAUAUCAAAGAAUACAUAGAAUCUUGCCAGGUAAGCUUUGAUCAAUCAGGCAUUUAUUUUAUAAUUUUCUUUUUCUAGUUAUAUCUUCUAAAGGAGGCAAAUGAUACUUAAUAAAGCUACUCACCUUUGCUCAGUAAGUUAGCUGUCGGUCCAGCUGUAACUAUAAUCUUUAAUUGAUGAAUGUUUGCUUUCUGUCUAUCAAUAGCUUGUCUAAAGGAAAUUAUAUUAAGGGGCAGUUAUGUAAGAGACAUGCUUCUUGCCUAUUUUCGUGUUUUAUCUUUGGAUUUAGUUAGAUGACUAAAGGCCUAAGUUACUUUAGCUUCUACCGAAUGAAUACCUUUCCUAGAAUGGUAUUAAGAUGUUAGUCUUUGGCUUUUAAAAAAAAGUGGUUGCAAGAAAAAGCAAAUAAAAUCAACUUGAAAUUUUAGUAAAAAUGCUCUGGAGGACACUGUCCAUGUUAGUCUCCCGAAAAUAAAAUCAUACCGAAGAGAUUUCUUUGAGAAUUUAAUUUCAGGAAAAACUUUGCCUUUCUCAAGGUAUUCUUUUAUUUAUUUAUUUAUUUAUUUUUAAAAUUUUUAUUGCAUUUUAGGUUUUGGGGUAUAUGUGCAGAACAUGCAAACUGUUGCAUAGGUACACACAUGGCAGUGUGUUUGGCUUUUUUUCUGCCCUUCACCCACAUUUGGCAUUUCUCCCCAGGCUAUUUUUCCCCAGCUCUCCCCCACCCCCACUGGCCCUCCCCUUUUCCCCCCAAUAGACCCCAGUGUUUAGUACUCCCCUCCCUGUGUCCAUGUGUUCUCAUUUUUCAUCACCCACCUAUGAGUGAGAAUAUGCAGUAUUUCAUUUUCUCUUCUUGUGUCCGUUUGUUGAGAAUGAUGUUUUCCAGAUUCAUCCAUGUCCCUACAAAUGACACGAACUCAUCAUUUCUGAUUGCUGCAUAAUAUUCCAUGGUGUAUAUGUGCCACAUUUUCCAAAUCCAGUCUAUCAUCAAUGGGCAUUUGGGUUGGUUCCAGAUCUUUGCUAUUGUAAACAGUGCUGCAAUGAACACUCGUGUGCAUGUGUCCUUAUAGUAGAACGAUUUAUAGUUCUUUGGAUAUAUACCCAGUAAUGGGAUUGCUGGGUCAAAUGGAAUUUCUAUUUCUAAGGCCUUGAGGAAUCGCCACACCGUCUUCCACAAUGGUUGGACUAAUUUACACUCCCACCAACAGUGUAAAAGUGUUUCUUUUUCUCCACAUCCUCUCCAGCAUCUGUUGUCUCCAGAUUUUUUAAUGAUCGCCAUUCUAACUGGCGUGAGAUGGUAUCUCAAUGUGGUUUUGAUUUGCAUCUCUCUGAUGACCAGUGAUGAUGAGCAUUUACUCAUAUGAUUGUUGGCCUCAUAUAUGUCUUGUUUUGUAAAGUGUCUGUUCAUAUCCUUUGCCCAUUUUUGAAUGGGCUUGUUUGUUUUUUUUCUUGUAAAUCUGUUUGAGUUCUUUGUAAAUUCUGGAUAUCAGCCCUUUGUCAGAUGGAUAAACUGCAAAAAUUUUUUCCCAUUCUGUUGGUUGCCAAUUCACUCUAGUGACUGUUUCUUUUGCCGUACAGAAGCUGUGGAGUUUGAUUAGGUCCCAUUUGUCUGUUUUGGCUUUUGUUGCCAAUGCUUUUGGUAUUUUGUUCAUGAAGUCCUUGCCCACUCCUAUGUCCUGGAUAGUUUUGCCUAGAUUUCCUUCUAGGGUUUUUAUGGUGCCAGGUCUUAUGUUUAAGUCUUUAAUCCAUCUGGAGUUUAUUUUGUGUAAGAUUUCAGGAAGGGGUCCAGUUUUUGCAUUCUGCACAUGGCUAGCCAGUUUUUUUUAACACCAUUUAUUAAACAGGGAAUCCUAUUCCCAUUGCUUGUUUUUGUCAGGUUUAUCAAAGAUUGUAUAGUUGUAGAUAUGUUGUGUUGCCUCCAAUGCCUCUGUUCUGUUCCAUUGGUCUAUAUCUCUGUUUUGGUACCAGUACCAUGCUGUUUUGAUUACUGUAGUCUUGUAGUAUAGUUUGAAAUCCAGUAGUGUGAUGCCCCCCGCUGUGUUCUUUUUGUUUAGAAUUGACUUGGCUAUGCAGGCUCCCUUUUGGUUUCAUAUGAAGUUCAUGGUGGUUUUUUCCAGUUCUGUGAAGAAAGUCAAUGGUAGCUUGAUGGGGAUACCAUUGAUUCUGUAAAUUACUUUGGACAGUAUAGCCAUUUCACGAUAUUAAUUCUUCCUAACCAUGAACAUGGAAUGUUUCUCCAUCUGUUUGUGUCCUCUCUGAUUUCAUUGAGCAGUGGUUUGUAGUUGUCCUUGAAGAGGUCCCUUACAUUCUUUGUGAGUUUUAAUCCUAGGUAUUUUAUUGUUUUUGUAGCAAUUGUGAAUGGCAGUUCGUUCUUGAUUUGGCUUUCUUUAAGUGUGUUAUUGGUGUAGAGGAAUAAUUGUGAUUUUUGCAGAAUGAUUUUAUAUCCUGAGACUUUGAAGUUGCUUAUCAGUUUCAGGAGUUUUUGGGGUCUUCUAGGUAUACUAUCAUGUCAUCUGCAAAUAGAGACAAUUUGGCUUCCACCUUUCCUAUUUGAAUACCCUUUAUUUCUUUUCCUUGCCUGAUUGCUCUGGCUAGAAAUUCCAGUACUAUAUUGAAUAGGAGUGGUGAAAGAGGGCAUCUUUGUCUAGUGCUGGAUUUCAAAGGGAAUGCUUCCAGUUUUUGCCCAUUCAGUAUGAUAUUGGCUGUUGGUUUGUUGUUAAAUAGCUUUUAUUACUUUGAUAUAUGUUCCAUCGAUACCGAGUUUAUUGAGGGUUUUUAGCAUAAAGGGCUGUUGAAUUUUGUCGAAUGCCUUCUCUGUGUCAGUUGAGAUAAUCAUGUGGUUUUUGUUUUUGGUUCUGUUUAUGUGGUGAAUUACGUUUAUAGACUUGCAUAUGUUGAACCAGCCUUGCAUUUCCGGGAUGAAUUCUACUUGAUCAUGAUGGAUAAGUUUUUUGAUUUGCUGUUGCAAUCGGCUUUCCAAUAUUUUAUUGAAGAUUUUUGCAUCUAUGUUCAUCAUGGAUAUUGGCCGGAAGUUUUCUUUUCUUGUUGUGUCUCUGCCGGGUUUUGGUAUCAGGAUGAUAUUGGUCUCAUAAAAUGAUUUGGGAAGGAUUCCCUCUUUUUGGAUUAUUUGGAAUUGCUUCAAAAGGAAUGGUCCCAGCUCGUCUUUGUGUGUCUGGUAGAAUUCGGCUGUGAACCCAUCUGGACCUGGGCUUUUUUUAUGUGGUAGGGUCUUAAUUGCUGCCUCGACUUCUGACCUUGUUAUUGGUCUAUUAAUAGUUUCAGCUUCCUCCUGGUUUAGGCUUGGGAGGAUGCAGGAGUACAGGAAUUUAUCCAUUUCUUCCAGGUUUACUAGUUUAUGUGCAUAGAGUUGUUUGUAAUAUUCUCUGAUGAUGGUUUGAAUUUCUGUGGAAUCUGUGGUGAUUUCCCCUUUAUCAUUUUUUAUUGCAUCUAUUUGGUUGUUCUCUCUUUUCUUUUUAAUCAAUCUGGCUAGUGGUUUGUCUAUUUUGUUGAUCUUUUCAAAAAACCAGCUCCUGGAUUUAUUGAUUUUUUGAAGGGUUUUUCAUGUCUCUAUCUUCUUCAGUUCAGCUCUGAUCUUAGUUAUUUUUGGUCUUCCGCUGGGUUUUGAGUUUUUUUGAUCUUGCUCCUCUAGCUCUUUCAAUUUUGACGAUACAGUGUCAAUUUUGGUUCUCUCCAUUCUCCUCAUAUGGGCACAUAUUUCUAUAUAUUGUUUUCUAGAGACUGCUUUAAAUGUGUCCCAGAGAUUCUGGCAUGUUGUGUCUUUGUUCUCAGUGGUUUUGAAUUACUUCUUUAUUUCUGCCUUUAUUUCAUUGUUUAUUUAGUCAACAUUUAAGACCCAGUUGUUCAGGUUUCAUGAAGCUGUGUGGUUGUGGUUGGUUUCCGAAUUCUGAGUUCUAACUUGAUUGCACUAUGGUCUGAGAGGCUGUUAUGAUUUCAGUUGUUUUGCAUUUGCUGAGGAGUGCUUUACUUCCAAUUAUGUUGUCAAUUUUUGAGUAGGUGUGAUGUGGUACUGAGAAGAAUGUAUAUUCUGUGGAUUUGGAGUGGAGAGUAUUGUAAAUGUCUAUCAGGUUGCUUGUUCCAGGUCUGAGUUCAAGCCCUGGAUAUCCUUGUUGAUUUUCUGUCUGGUUCAUCUGUCUAAUAUUGACAGUAGACUGUUAAAGUUUCCCACUAUUAUUGUGUGGGAGUCUAAGUCUCUUUGUAAGUCGUUAAGAACUUGCCUUAUGUAUCUGGGUGCUCCUGUAUUGGGUCCGUAUAUGUUUAGGAUUGUUAGCUCUUCUUGUUGUAUCGAUCCUUUAACAUUAUGUAAUGGCCUUUUUUGUCUCUAUUGAUCUUUGUUGCUUUAACGUCUAUCUUAUCAGAGAUGAGAAUUACAAUUCCUGCUCUUUUUUUGCUCUCCAUUUGCUUGGUAAAUCUUUUUCCAUCCCUUUAUUUUGAGCCUUUGUGUAUCCUUGCAUGUGAGCUGGGUUUCCUGGAUACAGCACACUCAUGGGUUUUAUAAUUUUAUCCAAUUUGCCAGUCUGUUUCUUUUGAUUGGUGCAUUUAGUCCAUUUACUUUUAGGGUUAAUAUUGUUAUGUGUGAAUUUGAUACUGCCAUUUUGAUGCUAAGUGCCUGUUUUGCCCGUUAGUUGUUGUAGAUUCUUCAUUAUGUUGAUGCUCUUUAGCAUUUAGUGUGAAUUUGGAAUGGCUGGUACUGGUUGUUUCUUUCUAUGUGUAGUGCCUCUUUCAGGAGCUCUUUUAAAGCAGGCCUUGUCAUGACAAACUCUCUGAGUACUUGCUUGUUCGCAAAGGAUUUUAUUUUCCCCCCACUUAUGAAACUCAGUUUGGCUUGAUAUGAAAUUUUGGGUUGAAAGUUCUUUUCUUUAAGGAAGUUGAAUAUUGGCCACCACUCUCUUUUGGCUUGUAGUGUUUCUGCCAAGAGAUCUGCUGUGAGUCUCAUGGGCUUCCCUUUGUGGGUGACCCGACCUUUCUCUCUGGCUGUCCUUAGUAUUUUCUCCUAUAUUUCAACCUUGUUGAAUCUGACGAUUAUGUGCCUUGGGGUUGCUCUUCUUAUGGAGUAUCUUUGUGGUGUUCUCUGUAUUUCCUGCAUUUGAGUGUUGGCCUGCCUUGCUAGGUGGAGGAAAUUUUUCGGGAUAAUGUCCUGAACAGUAUUUUCCAGCUUGGAUUCAUUCUCUUUGUCACAUUCUGGUACACCUAUCAAACGUAGGUUAGGUCUCUUCACAUAGUUUAACAUUUCUUGAAGACUUUGUUCAUUCCUGUUUGCGCUUUUUUCUCUGAUCUUGGUUUCUCAUUUUAUUUCAUUGAGUUGAUCUUCCACUUCUGAUAUUCUUCCUUCUGCUUGGUCCAUUCGGCUGUUGAAACUUGUGCAUGCUUCAUGACGUACUCUUAUUGUGGUUUUUAGCUUUUUUAAUUCAUUCAUAUUCCUCUCUAUGUUAUCCAUUCUUGUUAUGAUUACCUCCAAUCUUUUUUCAAGGUUCUUAGUUUCUUUGCAUUGAUUUAAGACAUGUUCUUUUAGCUCACAAAAGUUUCUCAUUAUCCACCUUCUGAAGUCUAAUUCCGUCAUUUCAUCAUAGUCAUUCUCUGUCCAGCGUCGUUCGCUUGCUGGUGAGGAGUUUUUGUCCUUUGUAGGAGUUGAGGUGUUCUGGUUUCGGGUGUUUUUUUUCUUUUUGCUCUGGUUUCUUUCUAUCUUUGUGGAUUUAUCCACCUGUCGACUGAGUAGUUGCUGACUUUUCGGUUGGGUCUCUGAGUGGUCGACCAGAUUGUUGAUGAUGAAGUAUUUCUGUUACUUGGUUUUCUUCUACCAGUCUAGUCUCUUUACUGUACGACUGCUGAGGUCCACUCCAGGCCCUGCCUUUCUGUGGUGCACCUAUAGUGGCUGCGGAACAGUGAGGGAUGCUACCAGUUUCUUUUUCUGCUAUCUUUGUCCCAGAAUGAUGCCUGCCAAAUGUUAGUCUUCUGGAUAUAGAAGGGUCAGGGAGCUGCUUGAGGAGACAGUCUGUACUUUAUAGGAGCUCAGGUGCUGAUCUGUGAGCUCUGUUGUUCAUUCAGGGCUGUUAGGCUACUAUGUUUAAUUCUGCUGCUGCAGAACUCAUUAAAAAACCCUUUUUUUUUCAGAUGCUUUGUCUCGGGGUUUUGGGGCUUUCUUUGUGAGUGUCUGUUGCGCUGUGCUUCCCAGCUAGGAGGCAGUCCAGUCACUAUUUGCCUUCCGAGGCUCCGCCCUGCUGGUGUGAGGUCCGUCCUGUUUCUGCAGGCUCUGCCCUGCUGCUGUGGCCUCCGUUCUGCUGCCACGGGUUACACUCUGUGGCGGAGUCUCUCUGUUGUGGCGGGUUGCCUCAGCAACGGGCCUGUACCUCAGUAGGGGUCUUUGCCUCAGUAAUAGCGGACGCCCCUUCCUUACCGAGCUGCACUGUCCUGGGUUCAUCUGUGCCCACAGUGAAACUCUCCACCUGGAGCGUUUGGAAUCGCCGUUUUGUCUCACUGCGGUACCCCAGACGCCGUUACCCUUGAAUCUCCUCGCUUGGCUCACUGUCCAAGUCCCGUAAAGUCAGAUAGAUAUGCCAAUCUGCCCUCUCAAGUCUCAGAUUGCCGGUUCAACAGGGCACCCAGACCAGUGCACUUUGUGUGGAGUGCUGUGGAGCGCCACUGCGCUACAGCGCCAGCCGCUGGCUGCACCGGCUGCCAGCUGCACCAGCCAAAACCUCUGCCUGGCAUCCUGUGUCUCUUUUAUACCUGGGAAUUUCCCCGUUCUGUGGGCAACAAAGAUCCGUCUGGAAAUGUGGCCCCAACUCACCCUUUGCACGUUCACCGAGAGCUUCAAUCCUGGGUUGUUCUCACUGCACCAUCUUGAGUCCCUUCUCGGUAUCCUUUUAAAUAAUGAGAACUACAUAAUUGCUUGGUUGUGCAUGCUUGUUAUUCUAGCUUCAAGAAGCUUUGAGGAAAAUUUAAGGCUCAAUUAUAGCAUUAAUGUUUACUCUAAUAGCUGUCUUAUUAUGGUACAUUUUUUUUUAAAAGAAACCUAUUAGAUUGUUACUCAUAUCUACUGUUGUAAGCCAUAUCAAAUUUUUUUGGGGCGAAUAAAGCACUAAGUAAAGAGAAAUAAAAUAGUAAAUGUACGAAAGAAAAAGAUAAUAGGAAGAGAGAAAACCAUCAUCAUCAUCAUCACUAUUAUCAUUAUCAUUAUUAUAGAGGGGGACUACUUAUUAAUGCAGGAAAAGAAACUGAAAUAUUUUUGCUUAUAUUGAAUACUUUAGAAAUUAUGAAAUAUUUUCAACAGAAAAAUAGAGAGAAACAUAGAACAUGCCCCCAUGUACCCACUAAUCAGAUUUAGCAAACAUUACUUUUGCCAUAUUUUCUUCAGAUAAAAAAUUCUAGAAUAAUAAAAAUGACACAUACAAAGCUCUCCUUUUGUUCUUUCUAUUCUGUCCACUUCCUCUCUCUUCAGCUUGUCCUUACUUGGAGAACUUGCCUAUCUGGCAUUAUACAUUACUGCACAUGUCUUUUGUAAUUCGCCUUUUUCUUUCAGGAAAGUUUUUGAUAUUUAGCCAUGUCGAUCAAUUUAAUUCAUGUUAAUUGCUCAGUUUCCUUCUAUAAACAUAUGAUGUAAUUAUUCAUUUCUUUAUGAAGACAUUUAGGGUUUUUCCAAUUUUUUUUCUACUGCAAAUGGUACUGCAUCGUAUAUGUCUCUGUGAGCACAUGACACAGAGUUUCUGCAGGGUCCCUGCCUCAGAGGGUAAUUGCUGGAUCAUUGGUCUUAAUUCAUUCCUUCAGCAAAUAAUACAGUGCCUCUUAUGUUUUGGGCAUCAUUAUAGGCAAUCAAAGAUACUACAGUGGAUAAGGUGGUCAAAAAUCUGUUUUUAUCAUGCUUAAAUUCUGGGGGAAGGUACAGUGGAAAAAAAGGUAGGCAAUAAAUGUGAUAAGCAAAAUACAAUUAUGUUAGUGACAAGUGCUCUGGAGAAAUAAAAACAGGGCAGGUGAUAGGAAGUGUAUAUGUGAAAAGAGGCUUGCCAUUUUCAAUAAGGUGUUAAGAAUAUCUCAUUGUGAUUUCAAUUUUAAUGUCUCAAGUGUGAUGAGGAACAUCUUUUCAUAUGAUUAAUACUGUUCAUAUUGAACUUUUUAAAAAUUCUUUUACUACCCUUUUGUUGAUAUAAUUCUUUAAAUUCCAACACUCCUUAAAUACAUACAAACUAAAAGUAAGAAUAAACUUAUGCUUUCUGCUUUAAUAGCUUGUAGCUAUUAUCAAAACAAAUGUACAUAUUACACCCAACUAUCUCCUCUGUAAAUUAACAAACUAUAAAUUAACAUAAGUCCUUCAAUAUGAAACAUAGUGUUAGUGACUGUGGCUCCAGUUCUCUUGGGUUUGGUCUGCAUUUUCCACUGGAUGCUACAAAAAGAUGCAAUUUUCUCAUUACCCUUUUAUGUUUGAAAUAAUGAAACACCUCUGUUCCUCAAGUGCACUGUGAAGUCAUUUGAUGCAAAAGUCUUAUUUACUUCUGAGUCUAACUCUGUUAAUUGCUAAAUAGCUGGAGUCAGUUAAAGUGGGACUCCUUGGCACCAAUCUGACUGCAAACACGAAGGCCAACUGGACCUAUGAGUAGCCACCUAUAUUACUCAUAAUGUGCUUACUUUAGAUUAUCAGCAAAGUGAAUACCCUAAAUUAAUAAGUUCUCCAUGAUAUAUUUCAAUAGAGAAUAUGCAAAUACCUCCAAAUUGGUCAGCAAAUAUUAGUUUGAGAAAUUCUGAUCUAGGGGGUAGGACUCAAGAUGGCGCUGUGAGAACAACCCAGGAUUGGAGCUCUCAUUGAAUCCGCAAAGAGGUGAGUCAGAGUUGCAUUUCCAGACUGAUCUUUGUUGCCCACAGAACGGGGAAACUCCCAAGUGUAAGGGAGACAUGGGACGCCAGGCAGUAAAUCUGCCUCGUGAAGCUGGCAGCCGGGGUGGUGGCGGCCAGCCCUACCCAGCAAUCCCCACAGGGCACGCUUCUCCGGGUGCCCUGUUGAACUGGCAACCUGAGACUUGAGAGGGCUGGACUUGAGACUGAACGAGACUUGGACAGUAGGCCAGCACAAAGGAUUGCAGGGACAGUGCGUUCGGGGUACCCAGUGGGAUGAACAAAACCGCGAUUUCAAACUAUCCCGAGCAGACGGUCCGAGACGCUCUGUGGGGGAGGGGCGUCCACCACUACCGAGGCAACCCGCCCCAACUGAGAUACACGCCCACUGCUGACGCAGCCAGCCGUUGCCGAGGCAACCCGUCCCUACUGAGAUACACGCCCACUGCCGAAGCAGACUCCCGUUGCCGAGGCAACCUGUCCCUACUGAGAUACACGCCCACAGCUGACGCAGCCUGCCGUUGCCAAGGCAAAAUACUACAAUGAAGAGACUCUGAUGCAGGGCGUGGCGGAGAACACAGCAGAGCCUGCAGGAACAGGGCGAAUCACACAACAGCAGGGCGGAGACUCGGCAGGCAAACAGUGGCUAGUCUGCCUCCUAGCUGGGCAGGACACCUCAACGGACAUCGAAAAAUAAAGCCUGAACCCCCCAACACAGAGCAUUUGAGAAAAAAAUGGUUUUUUAAAUGAGCUCUGUUGCAGCAGAAUCAAACAUAGCAGCCUAACAGCCUUGAAUGAACAACAGAGCUCACAGCUCAGAAAUUGAGCUCCUAAAAAGAACAGACUGUCUCCUCAAGCAGCUCCCUGACCCCUCUAUAUCCAAAAGACUGACAUUUGGCAGGCAUCAUCCUGUGACAAAGAUAGCAGAAAAAGAAACGGGUAGCAUCGCUCACUGUGCCACAGCUGCUAGAGGUGCACCCCAGACAAGCAGGGCCUAGAGUGGACCUCAGCAGUCGUACAGCGAAGGGGCUAGGCUGGUAGAAGGAAAACCAAGUAACAGAAAUACUUCAUCAUCAACAAUCUGGGUGUCCACUCAGAGACCCAAUCGAAAAGUCAGCAACUACGCAGACGACAAGCGGAUAAACCCACAAAGAUGGGAAGAAACCAGCGAAAAAAGGAGGAAAACACCCGAAACCAGAACACCUCGCCUCCUAGAAAGGACCAAAACUCCUCACCAGCAAGGGAGCAAAGCUGGACAGAGAAUGACUGUGAAGAAAUGACAGAAUUAGACUUCAGAAGGUGGAUAAUGAGAAACUUUUGUGAGCUAAAAGAACAUGUAUUAAAUCAAUGCAGAGAAACUAAGGAACUUAAAAAAAGAUAUGAGGAAAUGAUAACAAGAAUGGAUAACUUAGAAAUAUGAAUGAAUUAAAGGAGCUGAAAACCACAAUACGAGAACUUCGUGAAGCAUGCACAAGAUUCAAUAGCCGAAUUGACCAAGCAGAAGAAAGAAUAUCUGAAGUCGAAGACCAACUCAAUGAAAUUAAACGAGAAACCAAGAUUAGAGAAAAAAGCACAAAAAGGAAUGAACAAAGUCUCCAAGAAAUGUGGGACUACGUGAAAAGACCUAACCUACGUUUGAUAGGUGUACCAGAAGGGGGCAAAGAGAAUGAAUCCAAGCUGGAAAAUACUCUUCAGGACAUCAUCCAGGAAAGCUUCCCCCACCUAGCAAGACAGGCCAACACUGAAAUGCAGGAAAUAUGGAGAACACCACAAAGAUAUUCUGCAAGAGCAACCCCAAGGCACAUAAUCGUCAGAUUCAACAAGGUUGAAAUAAAGGAGAAAAUACUAAGGACAGCCAGAGAGAAAGGUUGAGUUACCCACAAAGGGAAGCCCCUCAGACUCACAGCAGGUCUCUCGGCAGAAACACUACAAGCCAGAAGAGAGUGGGGGCCAAUAUUCAACGUUCUUAAAGAAAAGAACUUUCAACCCAGAAUUUCAUAUCCAGCCAAACUGAGCUUCAGAAGUGAAGGAAAAAUAAAAUCCUUUGCGAACAAGCAAGUACUCAGAGAUUUUGUCACCACCAGGCCUGCUUUACAAGAACUCCUAAAAGAGGCACUACACAUAGACAGGAACAACCAGUACCAGCCAUUCCAAAAUCACACUAAAUACUAAAGAGCAUCAACAUAAUGAAGAAUCUACAACAACCAACAGGCAAAACAGCCACUUAGCAUCAAAAUGGCAGUAUCAAAUUCACACAUAAAAAUAUUAACCCUAAAUGUAAAAGGACUAAAUGCACCAAUCAAAAGACACAGACUGGCAAAUUGGAUAAAAAUCCAAAACCCAUCAGUGUGCUGUAUCCAGGAAACCCAUCUCACAUGCAAGGAUACACAAAGGCUCAAAGUAAAGGGAUGGAGGAAGAUUUAUGAAGCAAAUGGAGGGCAAAAAAAAAGCAGGAGUUGCAAUUCUCAUCUCUGAUAAAAUAGACUUUAAAGCAACAAAGAUCAAAAGAGACAAAGAAGGCCAUUACAUAAUGGUAAAAAAAUCGAUACAACAAGAAGAGCUAAAAAUCCUAAACAUAUAUGGACCCAAUGCAGGAGCACUCAGAUACAUAAGGCAAGUUCUUAAUGACUUACAAAGAGACUUACACUCCCACACAAUAAUAGUGGGAGACUUUAACACUCCACUGUCAAUAUUAGACAGAUCAACCAGACAGAAAAUCAAAAAGGAUAUACAGGGCUUGAACUCAGACCUGGAGCAAGCAAACCUGAUAGCCAUUUACAGAACACUCCACCCCAAAUCCACAGAAUAUACAUUCUUCUCAGCACCACAUCACACCUACUCAAAAAUUGACCACAUAAUUGGAAGUAAAGCACUGCUCAACAAAUGCAAAACAACUGAAAUCAUAACAAACAGCCUCUCAGACCAUAGUGCAAUCAAGUUAGAACUCAGAAUACAGAAACCAACCCAGAACCGCACAGCUUCAUGGAAACUGAACAACUGGCUCUUGAAUGUUGACUGGGUAAACAAUGAAAUGAAGUCAGAAAUAAAAAAGUUCUUUGAAACCAAUGAGAACGAAGACACAACGUGCCAGAACCUCUGGGACACAUUUAAAGUAGUCUCUAGAGGAAAGUAUAUAGCAAUAAGUGCCCAUAUGAGGAGAAUGGAGAGAUCCAAAAUUGACACCCUAUCGUCAAAAUUGAAAUAGCUAGAGGAGCAAGAUCAAAAAAACUCAAAACACAGCAGAAGACAAGAAAUAACUAAGAUCAGACCUGAACUGAAGGAGAUUGAGACGCGAAAAACCCUCCAAAAAAUCAAUAAAUCCAAGAGCUGGUUUUUUGAAAAGAUCAACAAAAUAGACCACUAGCCAGAUUGAUUAAAAAUAAAAGAGAGAACAACCAUAUAGAUGCAAUAAAAAAUGAUAAAGGGGAAAUCACCACAGAUUCCACAGAAAUUCAAACCAUCAUCAGAGAAUAUUACAAACAACUCUAUGCACAUAAACUAGUAAACCUGGAAGAAAUGGAUAAAUUCCUGGACUCCUGCAUCCUCCCAAGCCUAAACCAGGAGGAAGCUGAAACUAUGAAUAGACCAAUAACAAGGUCAGAAGUCAAGGCAGCAAUUAAGAGCCUACCACACAAAAAA